This is a messenger RNA of Alligator sinensis (Chinese alligator), 1362 nucleotides long. It is a transcript of the gene FUT9, whose product is annotated as fucosyltransferase 9. Gene Ontology annotation, cellular component: membrane. The coding region runs from base 283 to 1362 and encodes 359 amino acids. The record is from RefSeq and is a predicted model, not a curated record. Gene Ontology annotation, molecular function: alpha-(1->3)-fucosyltransferase activity. The transcript is spliced from 3 exons. NCBI's taxonomy places the organism in Eukaryota, Metazoa, Chordata, Crocodylia, Alligatoridae.
GUAAGAGGAGCCAAAAGCUGUAAGAAAACAACAUGUCUUGCAGUAAUGAGGGUCCAAGAACUAGUAGAACCAGGACAACAGCAGAUGAGCUGAUUGAACCAUUCUACAAACUGGACUCCCUUGAGGGUUAAUUUUCUCUCAACCCAACCACUCUUACUGACUUACUGCUACCAAGAAAGCCUGGGCAGAUGUAUUUAAAAGGAUUUGGGGAGGCUGAAGUAUAUGCCCAUGAUCUGAAUAUUUGCAAUUAUUUUGGUUUCUAUUUCACUGUUAGAACAAAUUAUGACAUCGACAUCAAAAGGAAUUUUUCGCCCAUUUUUAAUUAUCCUCGUUGUCCUGGGUUGUUUCAUGGCAUUUCUGCUUAUUUACAUCAAACCAACAAACAGCUGGAUCUCUGGUCCUAUAGAGUCUGCCAGCUCAGUUUUGAAAAUGAAAAGCUUCUUUUCUCCAAAAAAUGAUAAUUUUAAUGAAACUACUAUAUUGAUCUGGGUUUGGCCCUUUGGUCAGACAUUUGACCUUGCAUCCUGUCAAACAAUGUUCAACAUCCAUGGGUGCCAUCUGACUAUUGACCGCUCAUUAUAUAACAGAUCCCAUGCCGUUCUCAUUCACCACAGAGACAUCAGCUGGGAUCUGACUAAUUUACCUCAGCAGACUAGACCACCAUUCCAGAAAUGGAUCUGGAUGAACUUGGAGUCUCCAACUCACACUCCACAGAAGAGCGGCAUUGAACACCUUUUCAACUUGACCUUGACUUACCGACGUGAUUCAGAUAUUCAGGUGCCUUAUGGCUUCAUGAUGGUUAGUACAACUCCAUUUACAUUUGAAGUCCCAAGCAAAGAGAAGCUGGUGUGUUGGGUUGUAAGUAACUGGAACCCUGAGCAUGCUCGAGUCAAGUAUUAUAAUGAGCUUAGCAAAUACAUUGAAAUCCAUACCUAUGGGCAAGCAUUUGGAGACUAUGUGAAUGAUAAAAACUUGAUUCCAACUAUCUCCACUUGUAAAUUUUACCUUUCCUUUGAAAACUCAAUCCACAAAGAUUACAUUACGGAAAAACUGUACAAUGCUUUUCUUGCUGGGUCUGUACCAGUGGUACUGGGCCCAUCCCGAGAAAACUAUGAGAAUUAUAUUCCAGCAAACUCUUUCAUACAUGUGGAAGAUUUUCUUUCCCCCAGAGAGCUAGCAGAGUAUCUGCUGAUGCUUGACAAAAAUAACAAACUGUAUCUUAGCUACUUUAACUGGAGGAAGGACUUCUCAGUGCAUCUUCCCAGGUUCUGGGAAUCACAUGCAUGCCUUGCUUGUGACCAUGUAAAAAGACACCAGGAGUACAAGUCUGUUGGUAACUUAGAAAAAUGGUUUUGGAAUUAA